UCAUGGUCCGGGCCGUCCCUCUCCCAGCCAAUGGCGUCCAGCGCUCUUAUCACAGAGCGAAAAAUAUCGCGGCCGCCAUGAUGCUUGUUUGCUCUCGGUGAGACAGCAGCGGAUACGAGUGAACCAGAAACAAAGAGAUCAACUCGGGUCUUCGUCAACUGGUAUGCGUUUGCAGUGUUCCAGGGAUGCCCAAGGAGAAAUACGAGCCGCCUGAUCCGAGGCGGAUGUACACCAUAAUGUCCAGCGAGGAGGCGGCCAGUGGAAAGAAGUCGUACUGGCCGGAGCUCGAGAUCAGCGGUAAGGUGAGGAGUUUGAGCACUACCUUGUGGUCGCUGACUCACCUCACAGCUCUGCACCUCAGCGACAACUCCCUGUCCCGCAUCCCGCCUGACAUCGCGAAACUGCACAACCUGGUGUACCUGGACCUGUCGUCCAACAAGAUCAGGAGCCUGCCGGCCGAGCUCGGCAACAUGGUCUCUCUCAGGGAACUGCUGUUAAACAACAACCAGCUGCGGGUUCUGCCGUUCGAGCUGGGCAAGCUCUUUCAGUUACAGACGCUGGGGUUGAAAGGUGAGUGUCGCCGUGGAAGCGGUAAGCGUGCUCAGUCCCAAGACCGUUUCUGUGUUGCGGUGUUAAUUCCGACGCUACGCCCCCUCCGUUCCCUCAGACUGAUGUCAGUUUGUCUGAGUGUACUGAGCAGUUCCUCUGUGUGGACCAGUAGCACUGAUGAUAGGAAAUCAUUUCAACACCCGCCCCUGUGCUACCCCCCCCCCUCCCCCACAGUUCCCACAGAGCAGCCCCCCUCCAGGUCCUGGAUCAUUCUGCAGGAGCCCGACAGGACACAUCCAGCAGCCCUGUUCUCGGUGAUGUGCUACAACGUGCUGUGCGAUAAGUACGCCACGCGGCAGCUCUACGGCUACUGCCCGUCCUGGGCGCUGAACUGGGAGUACAGGAAGAAGUCCAUCAUGCAGGAGAUCCUCAGCUGCAACGCUGACAUCAUCAGCCUGCAGGAAGUGGAGACGGAACAGUACUUCAAGUUCUUCCAGGUGGAGCUGAAGGAGCAGGGCUACGACGGGUUCUUCAGCCCCAAGUCGCGCGCCCGGACCAUGUCCGAGUCGGACCGCAAGCACGUGGACGGCUGCGCCAUCUUCUACCGGACGGAGAAGUUCAGCCUGGUACAGAAGCACACGGUGGAGUUUAACCAGCUGGCCAUGGCUAACUCUGAGGGCUCGGAGGCCAUGCUGAACAGAGUCAUGACCAAGGACAACAUCGGCGUGGCUGUGCUGCUGGAGAUACACAAGGACAUGAUGGAGAUGUCCUCCGGGAAGUCCCUGCAGGGCAUGGAGAAACAGCUCCUCCUGGUGGCCAACGCGCACAUGCACUGGGACCCCGAGUACUCGGACGUGAAGCUGGUGCAGACCAUGAUGUUCCUGUCGGAGGUGAAGAGCAUCGUGGACAAGGCCACGCGCAGCCUCAAGCUGUCCUCCGUCUCCGGGGAGACCAACGCCAUCCCGCUCGUCCUGUGCGCCGACCUCAACUCGCUGCCCGACUCCGGUGUGGUGGAGUACCUGAGCACGGGCGGGGUGGACUGCACACACAAGGACUUCAAGGAGCUACGCUACAUCGACAGCCUGACCAACUUCAACUGCAACGGCAAGAACGGCACGUCCAGCGGCCGCAUCACGCACGGCUUCAGGCUGAAGAGCGCCUACGACAACGGCGUCAUGCCUUACACCAACUACACCUUCGACUUCAAGGGAGUCAUCGACUACAUCUUCUACUCCAAGCCCAUGCUGAAUGUGUUGGGGAUCUUGGGGCCCCUGGAUCCCCACUGGCUCCUAGAGAACAAUAUCAGCGGCUGCCCACACCCCCACGUCCCCUCCGAUCACUUCUCCCUGUUUGCACAACUGGAGCUGGUCCUGCCUUACCCUCCGCCCGUCAACGGAGUCCACCUGCCCGGCCGCAGGUAGUCCCCCGAGCCACCGGGGGGCGCUGCUGCUUCUCCCUCAAGGUCUUUUUUUUCUGUAAACUUAAAGAAAAAAAAAAUGUAUAAAAUUCGGAAGUCCUACAGUAAGAGGAGUGAGGUAUGGCCAACAGGGAUAUAUAUAUUUUUGUUUUGUUUUUUGUUUUUUGUUUUUUUUUUUUAUAAUAAUAAUUUUCAUCCAUUUAAAACGAAAGUCAAAACUCUGUGGUAAGUCUGCUGUUUAUCUGUUUGGUCCGCCCUCCCGCCCACUCUACCUGUUGUGCUUUCGGCUUUGUUUUUACGGACCACCCAAACAUUCCUCGCCUCCCCUCUGUGUUGAUUUUUUUUCGUUUUUGUUUUGGUUUUUUUUUUUAAUUAGACCAGUCAUUCAGUUUUAAUCAGGGGUUAGAUUAGGGGUUAGAUCUGGGGGUUCACAUGCACGCGUUCAUGCCCAGAGAGGACCGCAGAGCUUGCACACUGCCCCACUCCAGCCUGCAGGGGGCGCUCUGAUCCUCAUGGGGGUAGGCAUGGACUGAGUAACCAUGGGUGAGGCGGUGGGGCACUGCUUCUGACACCCUCAGAACGCCACACCACUGGUUCCAGCCCGGCGUCCAUUUUACAACUACCAGCUAAGCGGCCGGCCUCCCCCCCCCGUGUGAGCACAGGAAUGGUACGUUCCACACUGUACUCCUCUCUAUGGUGCUGAGUCCAGCCCUGUGGGUGCUACCGUCGGGUCCUCACGUCCCACCUUUUCUGCCAAAUGGUGCAAUUUUUAAUGUAAAUUUGGUGCGUGGCAGUGCUUAGGCAACAGCAGCGUUAUUGGCUAUGGAGAAACACUGCUGUUGUUUUUUUUUGUUUGUUUGUUUUUUUUUGUAUUUUAAUAUGUUACCAUACACUGUUUGUAAAGUAGGUUAGUGAUGUGGAGUGUCGGCAGAGGACGGUGAAUUUAGAUGCACUUGUUUAAUCGGCUCAUACAGGUUCGCGGAUUUUAGCGCUUCGUCUCGGCGGGCGGGACUGCUUCUCCGAGCGGCCGCUUGCUCGCAGAAGAAGAUCGAUGUUGUGCUUUGAAGGAAGUUUAAUCGCAGGGGGGAAAAAAAUGUAACUUGACGUAACCAAAUGAUUAUUUUAAGUAAAUAGGGGCUUGGGGGAAAAAUUGUGUUAUUUGAAGAGGUCAGAUUCCACUUCCCUAUAGUGUCCUUCAGUUCGGAGUUCAGGCAGGAGGAAGUCACCCACUUCCAUCUAUCUCUCAUAGCAGUUUCAUUAUCUUUAAAGUUUUUAAGUGUAACCAGAACAUGUGACCUCAUUUGGAACGUACCACCACUUGGAAUGGGGCGGGGGGGGGGAUUCGGCUGAGGGGGGUUGGCUUUGGGGAGGGAGACACUUGUGUGUGCCAUUUUCAGGGGGUUUUUUUUGUCAUUUGUUUGUUUUUGGUAGCUAUAACUGAUAUGAACGAGCAGUAGUUUGAAUGGGAGCACCUGCAGCCCAGUUUGAGGGGGGGGGGGGGGGGUGGAGUGGUGGGCUGGCUCCUCAAAUCAGUGGAGAGAUUUGGGUCCAGGGCAAAAUCUAAGUUAAUUUCUGUCUCUGUCAGAGAGGGACAAACAAUCUUUGGAACUCUGUAAUAGGCACCAGCACACGCACACACACACUUAUCGAGCACUGUCUUAGAGGCCAGUAGUGACCUUCCUUAGCCGUAUAUUCCAUACUUCACUCCAGGGGUUUUUUCACGCAAGUGUUUGUAUAAAAUAUAAAUUUGGAUUUAGCCUUCACUUGAUUGUAUAUGAACCACAAAAGACCUGAUGUAUGGCAUUUUUUGUACUUAAAAUAAAUUAUGAUCAGAUUUGGGGGAAAAUAUGAUUGUAUUGUAAAUUAAGGCUAAAUUUUUAUCCAGUUAAUGUUAUUAAAUGCGAAAUUUAAAUGACCAGCUUGUAAAAAAGACAAGAAGAGGUUGUUCCAGGUUUUCACCCUCACUGUUUUGCACUCCUGUUUUUUUUUUUUUAUGUAAAAGUGUUUUUAUUUUUCCUCUUUUGUACAAUUUACUGAGAGCGGUGCACUUGAAAUUUAAAUUCUGGCAAAUUGAGAUUUUUUUUUUUCGGAUUUUUUUUUUCUUUACCUGUAACCCAUCUCCGCGGAGACUGCACACGCCAGCCACGUCCUCGCGCGCUGGUCGGCACAUUAAGACACUGAACUGGUCGUUUUCCGCUCUGUCCAAUCCGGAUCCUUUUCAGCAGCGAGGCUGAAGCGAACCUGACCUCGCAAGAUGGCCGCUCCUUUGAGCUCCUGCGCUGGUGGAAGGGGCGGGGCGGACAUCGAGGUCGCUGGCUUCGCUCUCGUGUCGCUGCUGUCUCAGAUCUGUGGUCAGCGUGGUGAGCGCCUGACAACGGUCGCUACGGCCGAGCGCUCGGCGACCGGGUAGACACGCCCUUCCUCAGACGAAGCUCCGCCCCUCUUGGGGGGGACUGCCGUUUGGGUUUUCCGACAGUGCGUUUGACCCUCAAAAUGGGGGGGGGCUGGGGGGCGUGCAUGGUUUAACCUCCAUACCACGCAUGUCCCAGGCCCAUGGUGCACUGCGGGCGGGUCAGGGGUGGGAGGGGGGGAGCGUGUUCCCGCUCCGACAGCCGUCACUACCGCUUAAAGCCCUCUAGACUGUUAGCUCUCCGCUCCAAAGCUAACCCCCCCCCCCCCCCCCCCAAUCCUCUGGAAGAGCAGCUUCCCGCCUCCCCCCUCUGCGUUUGAACCGCACUGCCCGUGCUGUGGGGGACGCCUGCACAACCUCUUUUUGAUUUUAUAAAACACUGUUAAAGCAAUUGUGAAGAUUUUAUGAAGUCUUUCUAUGUUUUCGUUUUUUUUUUUUUUAUAUAUAUAUAUCAGCUGUGAUUUAUUUCCUUUCUUCUCCUGGCAGUAGGAAGUCUCAAGUAAUCAGUGGCUCGUAGCUGACGGAACAUUUUAGUCUUUCUUUUUUCCUUUCAUAUAUAUUUUUUUCUUUUCGACUGUUCUAAGGUCUGUUUUGUUCUCUGUCCUUUGUCACUCAAGGGAAAAGGCUUAAGAAACGCCUCUCGGAAACCCCGCCCCACCCCUCUCUCAUUGGUCAGAAUUAAAGUUUGUUUUAAGGACAGCCCCCCAAUAGCCCCACCCACUUACCUAACUCAGGCAACACAAGUAAUUUUGAUGAUUGCAUUUUGUUUUGUUUUUUUUUCUUCAAUUCCUGUGUUUCCCCAGCUGGGGAACAAUAUUCUCCCUGUUAAAUGGUGCCAUUUUUAAUAUUUCCUUGAAGCCAAGUUUAAGGACAGAAAUUCCACUUUUGCGUAACUCGCGAAUUUGGGAUGUUUUUAAGGGGGUAAGGGGGCGUAUUUCUCCUGGAGCUCGUCCUUCCAAUGACCUUUGAUUGAGCAGGAUAUGUAGCACAGAUUCGCUCCAUUGAUCCAGCUUUUUGUGGACCGCAGAGGUUCUUUAAAAAUCCACGCAGAAAUGUGAAACGUUCCCUUUCUACUCCAAAAGCCCACAUUAAAUUUCAGGAUUGUCUCGUUUUAAUUAAUAAUUGGCCUUCAAAGCACUUAAAAGAGACCAAUAGUGCAGCUACCCCCCAGAGAAUUGGAUCUUAUGACCUUUUUAAAAAAAACAAAAACAAAAAAACAAUUUGAACCCAGCAGGUUUUCAAGAAUUUUAAUCUUUUUUUUUGUUUGUUUUUAAACAAAGGAAGAGAAAAAUCAGGGCAAGGUUUAUUUCAUCCUUGUGUAGGACCUGUUCCUUUCUGUACCUUUGUUCUCUCCUGUCAUUUUCUGCCAUUUUGUUUUGAACGAAAAGCAAAUGUCCCGUUUCUAAAGACCUUGAAUUUUGCUGAUUUAGUAUUGUAGUAGAAUUAAAAAUAGCUUUUUUGUAAAGUGUGAAUAAAAGGUGUAUCUCAUGUUUUCUUUCUUAAAAAAUCAAUUGUGUUUGACAUGUAUAUCAUGAAUUAUCCAAUAGUAUUAUGAUUGCUUGGUUGUUUUUCUUUUCAUCCAUUUUUUCUCUUUUUUAUUUUGUCAUGCUUCUCAAACCAAAUUAUUUCUGUUGUAGAAACGUUAGCAAUGGAUUGAUGUGGUUCCUAAGUGGGAUUCUAACGGUUGGUAAUCGGAACGUGAUGGAGGCUGUGUCCGUUUUAAAAAUGGAAACACGAUAGCGCGCGAUGGAUAGUCGUUGGUGUCCCCAAAACCGGAAAUCUGAGACCUGUCGUCUUUAGCUUUAUUCAGAACGUCACAUUAGGCUAACUGAUUUGUGAAAAAGAUAAAUGCAUAAAUAAAACGGAGGGGGCGGGCCUGGACGGCCCUUGCUUUAUCAUUGGUCAACGCUUACGUAGAGAGAGAGCACUUUGCUACAGUGGUGUGAAACGUGUUCGUUAUAAACACAGCAGCCGCAGGUAGAAGAUGUCGUAACGUGAGUCUACUGUUGCACCCUCUCGCUAUCUUUGUUCCCGUGCUUCUCAGUGGUGAAUUAAGUUUCUAAAGUGAUGUUCUCUGCUAUUUUUAGAGUUAAUUGAAGGACGCUCCCGAAUACCCCCCGACCCGACCGCUGUCUCUGUCCUUCGGAGGGGGGUACAGGGGACAGGCCUAGGAAGAGUAACCCUGAACUUCACUCGCCAUCAGUCCCUUCUCAACAUGCGCAUUUUUGCUCCGCCCUUUCCUCCUUUUUCCUCCUUCAUCCCUCUUCCCCUCAUCCGCUUUUCAUUUCUUAGUCCAUCUCCGAUUGUUCUCCAGGCGUCUGCCUGCUCUCUCUCGUAUUUCUGGAUCGUGAUUACGGCUCAGAACGGGUAGCGGGCGAUAGCGGAGGCUGAAGCUUCGCCUUCGGUUUCAGAUUAGCAAAAAAAUAAAUUAAUUAAAAAAAUUAAAAAAAACGCAGUGAGAUCAUGUCCUCGUUUGACGGCUUGCGAUGUCGGAACAAUCACCUUUCAUUCCAGACCAGGGAGAAACUCCGGAAUCUUGGCAAUAAUAGUCUCUGAUUUGGGGAAACUUUAUUUUUGUAUAAUAUCUGAGAGCGUUUCCUCGAUGCCACGCCCCUCGCCGAUGUCACACUCAUCUCGCGAGGGGCGUGUUCACCACCACAGCUUUUUUCUACUUCUCACCUCCAUCCACCCAUCAUCCAUCCAUCCUGCCCUGCUCUUCACCUCUCCCAUCUUGUAAAUUUCCCCCUGAUUUUAUCCUCUCUGCCAGUAGUGAUAGUCGUUGGAAGAUCAGGAGUGUCUGUCUGUAGCCGACCGAGUACAUAUAUCAAUAUAUAUGUGUCACUAUGUAAUGCACUGGACCAACGUCUUGUUUACCAUUUGUGGAAUACCAGCAAAACACUCGCACAAAGUUUAAAAAGAAUGUUGAGUUGAUUAUUUAAAAAAAUAAAAAUUAUAUAUAUAUACACAUAUAUACGUGUGUGUGCAUGUAUGUAUGUGUAUAUAAAAAGGCAGCUGUUUUUAAAUCAAUAUUAGAAAAUGAAUAUGGGCCGAAUGGUAAACAAGGCAUUUCUGUUUUAUCUUUAACUGUCUUCUUGGUUAUCUUUGAACUAGUUUAUGUUUAUAACAGGGUCAGCUUGUUUUACUUUACACCUAUGUAUUUUCCUACUUAUGGUUGAAAAUAAAUUCUAUAUCUGUUUCA
This is a messenger RNA of Anguilla rostrata (American eel), 7575 nucleotides long. RefSeq names its product CCR4-NOT transcription complex subunit 6-like. The record is from RefSeq and is a predicted model, not a curated record. Gene Ontology annotation, cellular component: CCR4-NOT complex; nucleus; cytoplasm. The coding region runs from base 186 to 1970 and encodes 594 amino acids. NCBI's taxonomy places the organism in Eukaryota, Metazoa, Chordata, Actinopteri, Anguilliformes, Anguillidae. Gene Ontology annotation, molecular function: protein binding; poly(A)-specific ribonuclease activity. Gene Ontology annotation, biological process: nuclear-transcribed mRNA poly(A) tail shortening. The transcript is spliced from 11 exons.